Leptosomus discolor (cuckoo roller) is the source of this 472-nucleotide messenger RNA. Lineage: Eukaryota; Metazoa; Chordata; Aves; Leptosomiformes; Leptosomidae. The record is from RefSeq and is a predicted model, not a curated record.
GUUUACAAAAGAUACUGCCAGGUUCAAGGAUGAAUUAGAUAUUAUGAAGUUCAUUUGCAAAGAUUUUUGGACGACUGUAUUCAAAAAACAAAUAGAUAACCUAAGGACUAAUCAUCAGGGUAUUUAUGUCCUUCAGGACAAUAAAUUUCGUCUCUUGACACAAAUGUCUGCAGGAAAGCAGUAUCUAGAACAUGCACCAAAGUAUUUAGCAUUUACCUGUGGACUAAUCAGAGGAGGCCUAUCGAAUUUGGGAAUAAAGAGUAUUGUAACAGCUGAAGUUUCAUCAAUGCCUGCAUGUAAAUUUCAGGUGAUGAUACAGAAGAUGUAGAGCACGUUGAAGUCUGGGUAUCUACCUUAAAAAUCCUGUGUGUGGAUUCAGUACCUUGGUUCAGCUUUGUAUGUAGUUUGUAAAUUAUAGCGGUGUGCAGCACAAUUCCAAAAUAUGUAAUAAAUGUUCAUCAAAAUAACUUAA